CACUAUCCUAGCCUGUCACGACACGCUAUGGCGUUGUAUGAGUGGAGCGCGCUCUCGCGAGCUUGGUUGAUUGGUGAUUGAUUAUGAUUGAGUAUGAUCGAUUGAAGGGAUUUGAUUGGCUGACGAGAACCAUUCCCUUGGGGGCUGGAUCACCGAACAGGGACGCUCACCACCGAAACACGGCCCCACCUAGGGAGAGAGACAGAAAACAAAUUGUGUGGUGUUUAUUUGUUGUGCGAGCGACGAGACUCGUUCAGGGGAAAACGUUACGUUUGGCUGGCGAUUCAAUGGUGUUACCGCGGAAUUGAACAGUUUUGCCGCAAUGUUUUAAUAUUUCCUGUUGUUAGGGUGUAUGUUUAAUACACGAGGGAUAGCUAUUUCCUGGUGUAUGUAACAAAAUAUACCUAUACGGGCAGAGCGGCAACAUCAAAGUGUAGUGAAUAUUUCGUGUCAGUAGGUACAAAGAGGGGCCUCCGACGGGGUAUCUAAAACCAACCACAACCGGAGGAUGGAAAAUACGGCGAUUAACCUUGAAGCUCUGGAGAGAACAGCAGCAUGGGUACAGCAGGUGUCCCAAAUGAAAGGACAGGCGAUGGAGGAGGAUCCUCUGCCCCCAGACAGUGGUUUGGAGGAAACAGACAGUGGAGAUGGAGAACCACUCAGUCAAUUCCAUAAUAUCUACCAGCAACUACAGGACCAGUUCAACACCUCCUCAGGGAGUGAAGUUGAUAUACCAAGCACAGUUAAAGAAUUCAAAGACGUUUUGGAGAAGUUUGGGAUCUCACAAAGGUUUGCGGCCAAGAAUAUUAUGGAGAAGACAAGUCAGGGAAACCUGAGUUUUCUGUUAGACAAGGGUCGCAACAAACAAUGGCACGAACUGAGCCCACGUGGCCGCGUGCCGUACGUACGCAUGCGACGGUGGCUGGAUAGUACGGAUGAACAGAAACACACCAUGUCUCUCCUACAAAAAACUAAGGAAUAUAAGAAGACUGGCCCCAAGGAUGGAUUUGGUCGCCGGGAAAAGUUCACCGUUUUCCAGUUGAUGGUGCUUUGCAGAUUCUUCGAGGAGGACCCAAAUCCAAACCUGUCGACCCGGGCGCUACUGGCCGAGAAACUUGGUGCCCCAGUCGACAGAAUCACAAUCUGGUUUCAAAAUCAGCGUGCAAGAGGAUUCCCAGCCAAGAAAAUGCUCAGCCAAUCAAAUUUCUCGCGAAAAGCACCUGGUGCUAUGGAUGCUGUUACCUCAUCUACCAGUAGAACUGAUGCUAGUUUACCCGCGGCAAACUUUCUGCCUAGUCACAGCUCGCCGUUCAAUCUCUCAACUCACAUAUUACAAAAUAUGUCACAUCUACCUCCAAGUAUACAUGGUCAAAAUACCGCUAGUCUUUCAUCCUCUGACCUCUCGGACUCAUUCCGCGGUCAGUCAAUGCAGAUGGCUGCCCAUCUGAACAGUAAGCCCUAUGUAAAUCGACUUGUACCAGCUCAUCUACAAGGUCAAGGUCAUUUAAAUGGUCAAAGUUAUUCGUCACGAGGGCAAAGUCAUUUGCCAGACAGUACAAUGAUGGAAACGCCUCCGAACUCGGAGGUAAAACAAAACUCAAUCAAGACGGAAUUUCAGCAGAAGUGUGAAAUAAGUGAUGAACCUAUAGAGAGUAACCAUGGAGACCAACCUCUUAAUUUCAGUACAAACAAUAAUACCACCACGUAAUGUGUGUUUUGUGUAUGAGAAUCUCAAUUCAGUAAAGCCUACUUAAGUUAGACCCUAUCCUCGAAAUUACAGAGGUUAUGCUCACUUGUGUUCUUACAACCCUGGGCCCGAGGUCAUGGAACGAUUUAAGUUUUAAAAUUGUCUAAUGUUUUGACUGAACCAAUGAAAAAUAAUUUAUUGAAAGUGACGUCUUACAUGAUUGGCUAAGUGACGUCUUAUGUGAUUGGCUAAGUGACGUCUUACGUGAUCGGCUAAACAAAAUCUUAAGUCUAUUGUUGCAUGAUCUUGGGGCCAGGAAUUACGUCAUGACGAAAUCAAUGCCACGAGGUUAGCUAUUUGAUUGAUUUCAGGUAACAAAACUUGACCAAUCGCUAGACUGAUACUUGUCCUUUGAUAAUUGAAGAUAACAGAGGAUCAACACCUGACUACAACACCAGUCCAUUUUACCACUACACUGCCUCACAACUCUCUUGAUGUACAUCAAUUUAUCGAACUAGUCUGCUUAUACUUACACGAAGGGACAUAUAGAGAGCCUUAAAUUUGCCAUGACAUAUUUCAGGGGUGCAGAGAAUGUAACGCAGUAUAACCCCUGACAUUUUAAGGAUGAUUUGUCCAAGACCCCAGUUUCAUUAAUGUGUGUAUUCUUACUUUUUUUCUAUGGGGAAGCUUCAUAGUUAUUGUGAAUAACUUAAACUUGACAAAAAAAUGGGAUGUGAUACAACCUUUUCAUUUUCUAAUGUUCAAAGUGAAAAUUAUUAAUUUUAAUACUCAUUAUUACCACUUUCCCUGAGGAUAAGGAUUGCAAGACAUAUUGUGUCCCUGAAAUUCAGCUCUGUAUAACAUAAAACAAUCGCGGCUAUGGUUUUUUUUCGCAGAUGCAAAUGUUUUUUUCAUGCCAUGGUUGGCUGGUAUGUGUGAAAUUGAAUCAAUGAGGCAAGCUAUGGAUUUGCUGUACUAAUACAAUUUGUUGGUGACUCAUUUAAAAUGUGUUUGUUAAGGAUCCUUGUGCCAGCUCCAAAACCUGUAACUUCGAAGUGAAAACCUUAUUACCUGCUCUAGUAAAUUGUUUCUGAACACACACUCAUACCUUGCAGAAUAUUUAUGAAGAAAUAACCAAUGAAGAUGAAAUCAACAAAAAAGAAAUUUCAAGAGUGUUCUGAAAGUAUGGCCAGACUGGAAUUCAAAUUCCGAAAAUCUCAUCACAUUAUGCGGUGCCUCUAACCAAAUGAGCUACAAAAUCAGCAGUUGUUCAGUGGGCCCCUUUCCCACAUCUGGUUUAACCGUUUUUUUUUCUGUUUUUUAAUGUUACAUUUUCGGGUAGAAGUCCUGGCGGACCUGCAAAUGUUUAUGCAGGCCUUGCUAGGCUGCUGAAGUUUUGGAAUUGGCAGGAAACGCCGCCAGAGACUACUUUCAGGCGAGCCUUCAGGUGAAGGCUCGCCUGAAAGUAGAAUCAGAUUACUAGGUCCGACCUUAUUUCAUAAACAAACAAUUCUGGUCCAACCAGUUCAACCGUUUUGAUCGCGAUAAAUGAAUUGGGCCCUGGUCAACUCCACUUAAAUUAUGUCCAAAAUGAAAUUAAGGGGAAGUUACUAUAUGUACCUACAGGGAAGUUAUCUAUUCUUUUUCUUGCUGUUGGACAAGGAUCCUUAAUGCAGUUACUGAUUUAGUUUUCAAGUUAAAGUUUUAUUUGAUCACUUAUUUAUGUGAUUCUGCUUCAUACAAUUUGUUCCCAGGAAAUUUCAGGGAAGAUUUUGAAUAUUCCAAAGCAUUAUGGGAAAGUGUUUUCCAAAAUGAGCAGGAAUGGCCGUCGUGUUGGCUAAACUGUUAAAGUGAUGAAAUAGAAUUGAUGUCUCAAUAAUGUUUGUUGAAGAAACUGAAUUACUUUCACAACAUAAACAGUAUUGCCUCAAGAUUGUAGUUGAACAAACAAUUUGAAUAGGGCCAGGACCCUGAGAGUACAUCCUGAACUGCAUGAGCAAUAAACCAACCAACAUGGCUUCUUCUCAAAAUGUCAUGUGAAUUGAUGUAAAACAAAAAUCUCUGGUGAAAUAUGUAUAUGUUUCGCAGUUACAAAUGAACAAUGUUUUGAUAUUAAAUCCUGUUAAAUAUGAUUAGUGCUAGUUUAAAUGAAACAUGAUAAAAAGAAGAAAAAUUUGUCUCAACUUUACCUCGAAUGUCGGAACUACUGGAUUUUUUUUUAUAUACCAUGUAUACGUAUUUUGACUUGCACAGUUAAGAGUUUUAAGUGUUCUAACACACAAUCUGUUUAGACUGUUUUGUCAGUGUACACCACUAAUUUUAUUGUAUUCAUUACGUGAACUUGUGAUUUCAAUUUUAAUUGCACGUUUCAUUGGUAUACAUAAAGGGCCAUUGUUUUAUUUAUUCUUAUUUAUAUUUAUGUUACAAUCAUUUUAGUUGAUGUUUGUUUGCAAGUUACAUUCAACAUUCCAUGUAUCUGUAGUUAGUAAGAGUUUAUGUUAAAUAUUUUAGUUGUUUGUAGUUUGGAUGUGACAUGGGACCUUAGGGGUCACUGUAUGUGUAUUCUCUUAUCUAUCUAGUAGUUGUAUUGUGGGAUAAAGUAAAAUACUGCGGAAUCAGAUAUUUUUCGUGGGGCCAACAUUUUAUAGUUUCUUGAAAAAAGCCCAUCAUUUUGUGUGUUCUUAAGUUUUUGGAUUACAAGUACCCACUCAAAUGCAGAAUUGCUUUAAGUCAAACUUGUAAUAACUUACUGAACCAAAUGAAUUAGUGGAUGAAGAUAACCCAGGAAAUUAAUGAAAUUAAAAACCCCACAAAAAUUUGUGAUUUUACAGCAUCUAUCAUUUGGACCUUACAUAAUAGUAUCCUCCUGCCUAGAAUCUCAUAAUCAUGUUGGUUCAUUUGUGCCCAUGUCAGUUUUGACCUUAAAUAUUCAAUAUUCUGUCAGUAGUAUUGAACUCAUGACUAGAUAUCAGCUUAACAUCAAUUUUGAUGUUACAAUAGAUAUUUGAAAAAUAAAUUUUGUGCGUCAUGCCAUGAUCAAAUCACAAUAAACAUACAACAGUUGACCCAGUCCUUUAAUGACCAAUGACGACAUAUGUCAGGUUUUGAAGCAAUCUGUUGAAUAGCACAUAACGUUAUUUAUUUGGCAAUAAGCCCACCCAUGUCAAUUACAGUUCAGUAGAAAUACUUACAAUGAAAUUUAUUGUCCUGCAAUAGGCCAACCUUGAAGAGGUUAUGUGCCCCCCCCCCCCCC
Messenger RNA from Mizuhopecten yessoensis (Yesso scallop), 4940 nucleotides. Its product is annotated as homeobox protein cut-like 1. Gene Ontology annotation, molecular function: DNA binding. The coding region runs from base 509 to 1708 and encodes 399 amino acids. The record is from RefSeq and is a predicted model, not a curated record. The transcript has 4 exons. Lineage: Eukaryota; Metazoa; Mollusca; Bivalvia; Pectinida; Pectinidae.